GAGACCAUGCAUGCUAAUGUUCCUCCCUGCCUCGGCUUCUGAUUGCCGCUGCCUCUGUCGCACGUUGUAGCAGCCACACGCAACAGCUGAGCUUGGUGGACUCUCCAGGAGAAGACUUGUGUGGCCGAAACAGGAGCAAGAAGACUUCCAGGAACAGAGGAACGGACCUGUGGAUUGGUUACAAGUGGGCUGCAAUACAAACAGGGUCUUGGGGUUUAUUUUUGGGCAGUGGGAGCAGUUUCUCAUUGGAUCUGGAUGGUGAAAGCUUUAGCGCAAAGUUCGCCUUUAUUUAUGAUGUCAUGGCUUAAGGAGACCCUUUGUCCUGGAUCAUUCAUUUGGGAGAACCCUAAAAGUUAUCCGGGGUUGGGGAGCAACAACUGAGAGUAGAACCCACCCAGGUGUGGGGAGCAAAGUUGGAUCUGACCAGCAGCCUCCCUUGGUUGGAGCGGAGACGCGUCUCCAAGACCAGGAGAAGUUGGACCUUCAUUGCGCAAAGGAGCGCUUUGGGAGCGACCGAGAGGUUGUGGUGGUUCCUUCGGGCUGGGGGCUUGGAAGUGGCCGAGAAGACGACGAAAGGAGAAGGAAAGGCAGCCGUGGCCCCUGCCGGGAACAUGGGCACUCUGAGGGACUUGCAGUACGCUCUGCAGGAGAAGAUAGAGGAGCUCAGGCAGAGGGAUGCGCUCAUAGACGAACUGGAGCUGGAGUUGGAUCAGAAGGAUGAGCUGAUCCAGAGGCUCCAGAACGAACUGGAUAAGUACCGAUCUGUCAUCAAACCGGCCACCCAACAGGUUCACAAACAGAACCCCACCACUUUGGGGGAGCAGAGGACCAAGAGACAGGCUAUUUCUGCAGAGCCAACUGCCAUUGACAUCCAAGAGCUGAGCCAUGUCACUCUUCCCUUCUACCCCAAGAGCCCACAGUCCAAGGAAUUAAUUAAAGAAGCGAUUCUCGACAAUGACUUCAUGAAGAACCUGGAAAUCUCCCAGAUCCAAGAGAUUGUGGAUUGUAUGUACCCCGUAGAAUAUGGCAAGGACAGCUGCAUCAUCAAGGAAGGGGACGUGGGCUCGCUGGUGUAUGUCAUGGAAGAUGGCAAGGUGGAAGUGACCAAGGAAAGCGUUAAGUUAUGCACCAUGGGACCAGGGAAGGUAUUCGGGGAGCUCGCUAUAUUGUACAACUGCACCCGCACAGCCACCGUCAAAACACUUACAAAUGUGAAACUCUGGGCCAUCGACCGACAAUGUUUCCAGACGAUAAUGAUGCGGACGGGGCUCAUCAAGCACACGGAAUACAUGGAGUUUUUAAAAAGUGUCCCAACAUUCCAGAGCCUUCCUGAAGAAAUUGUUAGCAAGCUUGCUGAUGUGCUUGAAGAGACUCACUAUGAGAGCGGAGACUACAUAAUCAGGCAAGGGGCUCGAGGGGACACUUUCUUCAUCAUCAGCAAAGGGAAGGUAAAUGUCACCCGAGAAGAUUCUCCUGGUGAGGAUCCAAUAUUUCUUCGCACUUUAGGGAAGGGUGACUGGUUUGGUGAGAAGGCUCUGCAGGGGGAAGACGUCAGGACAGCGAAUGUGAUUGCCGCCGAGGCCGUGACUUGCCUUGUUAUUGACAGAGACUCUUUCAAGCAUCUGAUUGGGGGCCUGGAUGACGUUUCUAACAAGGCGUAUGAAGAUGCCGAGGCGAAAGCAAAAUAUGAGGCGGAGGCGGCGUUCUUCGGCAACCUCAAGCUGGCAGAUUUCAACAUCAUCGACACGCUCGGCGUCGGAGGCUUCGGAAGGGUUGAGCUGGUCCAGUUGAAAAGUGAUGAGUGCAAAACAUUUGCAAUGAAGAUCCUGAAGAAGAGACACAUAGUGGACACAAGGCAGCAAGAGCACAUUCGGUCAGAAAAACAGAUCAUGCAAAGCGCACACUCAGACUUUAUUGUUAGGUUAUACAGGACAUUUAAAGACAGCAAGUAUUUAUAUAUGUUGAUGGAAGCUUGCCUUGGUGGAGAACUAUGGACGAUUCUCAGGGACAGAGGUUCAUUCGAUGAUUCAACAACAAGGUUUUACACGGCGUGUGUAGUGGAAGCGUUUGCUUAUCUGCAUUCCAAAGGGAUUAUCUACAGAGACCUCAAGCCAGAAAAUCUCAUCCUGGACCAUCGAGGCUACGCAAAGCUGGUUGAUUUUGGCUUUGCAAAGAAAAUAGGAUUUGGUAAGAAAACAUGGACUUUUUGUGGAACCCCAGAGUAUGUAGCGCCGGAGAUCAUCCUGAACAAAGGUCACGACAUUUCAGCCGACUACUGGUCACUGGGAAUCUUAAUGUAUGAGCUUCUGACUGGCAGCCCGCCUUUCUCAGGUCCAGAUCCUAUGAAGACGUACAAUAUCAUAUUGAGAGGCAUCGACAUGAUUGAAUUUCCAAAGAAGAUUACCAAAAAUGCUGCUAAUUUAAUAAAAAAACUAUGCAGGGACAAUCCAUCAGAAAGGUUAGGAAACUUGAAAAAUGGAGUGAAAGAUAUUCAAAAGCACAAAUGGUUUGAAGGCUUUAACUGGGAAGGUUUAAGGAAAGGCACAUUGACACCUCCUAUUAUACCAAGUGUUGCAUCCCCAACAGACACAAGCAAUUUCGACAGCUUUCCCGAGGACAAUGAAGAUCCACCUCCUGAUGACAAUUCGGGAUGGGACAUAGACUUCUAGUACAUUUUUCUUACCUGCUUCUGCCUUGCUGAAGACAGCUUUCCUGAGACACGGCUGCCAAGAAGAAGAAGAGCAAAAAAAACAAACAAAAACGGGAUUCGGUGGGGGAAGAUCAGUGCUCGGGGGUCACCAUGAUGCCUUGAUUGAUGCUGCUCCAGUAAUUACAGUGGCAUUAGGACUUAUUGCUUAAAUGACAAUAAUGCUCUUUAACAUGUUUUACGUUUGACCUUAAUAUAAGAACUGACAUGGUGGUCCUGAAGCAAAUCCUCUUCAAAAGUAAUAAUAGUAUAACAAAAAAAAGCUUUUUAUCAUUUUUUAUGCUGGCCACAUACACAAAGAUGGCAUUGUUCCAAAAUACCAUCACUAGGUCGACCUAUUCCUAUUUGUUUGGGAGAAAGUAAUCAGACCAGAGGUCGACCAAAAAUAUCAAAUUUGGUGAACUGGGUUACAAUUUUUUCUUUUUUGUCCAUUUUCGUGUCCAGGUCACUGGGUUAUGGGUCAGAACCAAUAGCAGUCCAGCUGAUCAUUGACUUGGUGUUGGCUCUGUCCAUGCUCUGGCUCUGUUUAAUCACUUUGUCGACCUAUUCCAUGAACAUUUUUGUUUGGGAGAAAGUAAUUAGACAGAAAUCGGCCAAAAAUAUCAAAUUUGGUGAACUGGGUUACAAUUUUUUCUUAUUGUCCAUUUUCGUGUCCAGGUCACCGGGUUAUGGGUCAGAACCAUAGCAGUCCAGCUGAUCAUUGACUUGGUGUUGGCUCUGUCCAUGGGUCAUAUCUGUAUGUGUGUGUGUGUUUUUGAGUGUGUAAAAUGGGUUGAACCAUGAAAAUCCAGAUUAUCCCCAUCUCUACUCUAUAGGUGGGUUGAAAUAAUGAAAAUCCAACUGAUCACUGCUUCUCUUGUGAUCUACAUGCUGAUCAAAUCAUUGUGUGUGUAUGUUGAGUGGACUGAACCAAUGGAAUUCAACUUAUCACUGUUUUUGGCCUGUUUCCCUUGAGAUCUAACCACUGAUGAGACCAUUGUGUGUAUGUGAGUUUAACCAAUGGAAUCCAAAUGAUCGUUCAUUUUGAUUCGACUACCUUUACUGGUUCUACCCUGACGUACCUUGUGGUUAGCCUCUUUGACCCAUGUAUAAGUAAAGGUCCCCAUACAUCGGCCCGUGUAGGGGCAGAAACAAAGGCCAUACCCGAUCGAUAUCUGGUCUGAAAUUGGCCAGAUAUCGAUCGGGCAGGUUAAAAGAUUCAGUCGGAUCGGGGACCGCAUCGGCUCGUUGAUGCCUUACCUGAACCAACUGCCCUAUUGGCGCCAUUAUAAUUCGAUCGUUUGGCCCCAGGGCUAAACGAUCGAAUUAGCCUACAUGUUCUCCGAUAUCGCCCACCCGUAGGUGGGGAUAUUGGAUGAAGAUCCGCUCGCUUGGCGACCUCGCCAAGCGAGCGAAUCUUCACAUGUAUGGGCACCUUAAGAGUUUAUUCAAGAUCAUUGAAAAUAAUGGACUCUUCCCUGACCCUUUGUGUUCAUGUAGGCGUGGUUUAUUAAACAUCUAAACAACCAAAUUGCCCAAUCUUGAAUGGCCGAAUCAUUGGGUGUGUGGCCAGCUUAAGCUUCUGAACAAAAAGCCUGAAAUCAAACCUGUAUAUAAUAUGAAGAUAGUGUUAUCUGUUAAGGACGGUUGAUAAUUUAUUACAAUACUGUAGCUCAAGGUACAAUCAGACAUUUGAUAAUCUUUAGAGAGGAGCAAACUGGGACUAUAACUGCGGGUCAGAGACGAUACAGGAGGAUAUUUAUCAAAGCUUUAGCCCAGUUGCCCAGCAUUAAAAAAAACCACAAAAAUAUAUAGUAUGGAUAUUUACUCUAUUCUUUUCAUUUUGAAUUCAUGUGAUUAAGCAUCAAAUGCUUCAUUCUACUCCCAGAUAUAAAGCAAAGGACUUUCGUUGACUCUCAUCCAUCUUAAGGACCACAUAACCCAUUUGAUCAUUGCGUUCACGUCAAUCCAGUUCUACAUUCUGUACUUUUUUUUUUUCAUUUGUUUUCAUUAUAAAACUGAAUGUUAACCUUUUUCAUUUGUCAGAUUUGUUUUUUUUUUUAAAUUAUAUUAAUAAAAGCACAACUGCUGCCUU
Xenopus tropicalis (tropical clawed frog) is the source of this 4781-nucleotide messenger RNA. It is a transcript of the gene prkg1, whose product is annotated as protein kinase cGMP-dependent 1. Gene Ontology annotation, cellular component: cytoplasm. Gene Ontology annotation, molecular function: cGMP-dependent protein kinase activity; protein serine/threonine kinase activity; protein kinase activity. NCBI's taxonomy places the organism in Eukaryota, Metazoa, Chordata, Amphibia, Anura, Pipidae. Bases 612 to 2669 code for a protein of 685 amino acids. The record is from RefSeq and is a predicted model, not a curated record. The transcript is spliced from 18 exons.